Neoarthrinium moseri is the source of this 1596-nucleotide messenger RNA. RefSeq lists its product as uncharacterized. The coding region runs from base 1 to 1596 and encodes 531 amino acids. Gene Ontology annotation, biological process: fungal-type cell wall (1->3)-beta-D-glucan biosynthetic process. Gene Ontology annotation, cellular component: cytoplasm; fungal-type cell wall. The transcript has a single exon. Lineage: Eukaryota; Fungi; Ascomycota; Sordariomycetes; Amphisphaeriales; Apiosporaceae. The record is from RefSeq and is a predicted model, not a curated record. Gene Ontology annotation, molecular function: 1,3-beta-glucanosyltransferase activity.
AUGGGUCUCCUUAAGACGGCAUUGGCAUCUUUGAUGCUUCUUGCCGGCAAUGCUGCCGCGCUUGAUCCCAUCAUCAUGAAGGGCACCAAGUUCUUCUACGAGAACGGCACGCAAUUUUUCAUGAAGGGUGUCGCUUACCAGCAAGACACCUCAGCCGCCGGAUCCACCAGCGAACAGACGAACAAGUACAUCGACCCUCUCUCGGACGAGAAGAAGUGCGCUCGCGACGUCCCGCUCCUUGCUGCCUUGGGUACUAAUGUCAUCCGAACCUACGCCAUUGACCCCAAGGCCGACCACACAGCAUGCAUGAAGCUACUUUCAGACCACGGCAUCUACGUCAUCUCGGAUCUGAGCGAGCCAGCUCUCUCCAUCAACCGAGACAGCCCCGCCUGGAACGUUGACUUGUUCGACCGCUACAAGGGUGUCAUCGACAACCUGGGCGAGUUCGACAACACCCUGGGUUUCUUCGCCGGUAACGAGGUUUCUAACAACGCCUCUAACACCCAGGCUUCGGCAUUUGUCAAGGCCGCUGUCCGUGACAGCAAGAACCACAUUGCGUCCAAGGGUGGUCGCUGGAUGGGUGUUGGUUACGCUGCCAACGACGACGCCGCCAUCCGUCACAACCUUGCCGACUACUUCAACUGCGGUAACUCCAGCGAGUCCAUCGAUUACUUUGGUUACAACAUCUACUCGUGGUGCGGCAAGAGCAGUUUCACCGAGUCUGGCUUCGACACCCAGGUCGACUUUUUCAAGAACUACUCUGUCCCUGUAUUCUUUGCUGAGUACGGUUGCAACACUGUUGACGGUGCCGAUGGCCGUCUCUGGGAUGACACCACCGCUCUUUACUCUGACGAGAUGACCGGUGUUUUCUCUGGCGGUAUUGUGUACAUGUACUUCCAGGAGGCCAAUGACUACGGUCUGGUUGAGCUUGAUGGCGAUGAGGUCACCACCAUGAAGAACUACGAGGUUCUUUCCAGCAAGAUCGAAUCCGUCGCUCCCUCAUCAACUGCUAUGGACGCCUACCAGCCUACCAACUCUGCGCAGUCCUGCCCCGAGGUCAAUGACGCGUGGAAGGCCGCCGAGAACCUGCCCCCUACUCCCAACCGUGAUCUUUGCGAGUGCAUGUACAAGUCCCUGACUUGCCAGCCCUCGAAGAGCCUCGAUGUUGAGGACUACGGUGACAUCUUCGACUAUGUCUGCGCUAACGACGCUGAUGCCUGCGCUUCGAUCAAGAGCGACGUCCCCUCUGGUAUCUACGGUCCUUACCUUGGUUGCAAUGCCACCCAACAGCUCGGUGCCGUCUUGGACGCCUAUUACAAGAACCAGAACAGUGCAUCCACCGCUUGCGACUUCAAGGGUGCUGCCAAGAUCAACUCGAGCCCUUCCACGGACAGUACCUGUGACACCUUGAUGGAGGCUGCCAGCGCAUCUGCCGAGUUCGCUGCCACUGCUACUGGCGGCAGCGCAUCCGCCACCUCGAGCGGCAACCCUGCUUCCGUUGUCCGCAUGGAGCGCUUCAUGACCAUCGGUGACUUCGCUGUCGGUGUCUACAUGCUGAUUGCCACCGGUGUUGGUGCCGCCAUGGUCAUGUUGUAA